AUGGGGCUUGGUAAAUGCAAGGUAAACUACGCCAGGACGGGGCUGUCUGUCGAGCACACAAGACAGCGCAAGAUGCGUCCAUGGAAGCAACCUCAGACACCUUCGAAGGGAAAACCUCCCGCUCGCUUUUGCAUGAAACAAUUCAUGGAGAAGAACUUUGAAGAAGGAAUGAAGUUCCUGUUUGAUGUGUGGCUGUACGUACGGCGUAAAGACACUGUAAAGACGCUGAAAUGCACCGGGUGGUACCUGUUCGCACCGCCAAACCUUGGUGUGGCCACUGGUCACGCCCGGUUGAUGCCCUUUUCCUGCCCGCUGUUCCCAGCCAUCGCCCGGCCCAUGCCAAGGCACGAAGGCGGCUCCUCCACGACCUCCACGACGCCCAAUUCCACAUCCACCUCCCACCUCCCACCGACAUCCCACACCCCAUUUGAUAUUCCUUUCUUCCUAGUCGUAUUAUUUAAUUUUCCUGAAUUCUCAUUAGCUGAGCAGGGCGGUGUCUGUUCCCUCGAGACGGCCGCCUCAUCUCAGAGGGUGUUCCCGUCCACGCCGCUUACCCCGUCCUCCUGA
Messenger RNA from Histoplasma capsulatum G186AR, 567 nucleotides. RefSeq lists its product as uncharacterized. The transcript has 2 exons. The record is from RefSeq and is a predicted model, not a curated record. Lineage: Eukaryota; Fungi; Ascomycota; Eurotiomycetes; Onygenales; Ajellomycetaceae. Bases 1 to 567 code for a protein of 188 amino acids.